This is a messenger RNA of Lachnellula hyalina, 765 nucleotides long. RefSeq lists its product as uncharacterized. The transcript is spliced from 3 exons. NCBI's taxonomy places the organism in Eukaryota, Fungi, Ascomycota, Leotiomycetes, Helotiales, Lachnaceae. Gene Ontology annotation, biological process: mitochondrial translation; RNA processing. The coding region runs from base 1 to 765 and encodes 254 amino acids. Gene Ontology annotation, cellular component: mitochondrial large ribosomal subunit. The record is from RefSeq and is a predicted model, not a curated record. Gene Ontology annotation, molecular function: ribonuclease III activity; structural constituent of ribosome.
AUGGCUUCAAGAACGGCUACCCGACCACUGCAAUGUGUUAUAAAACGAGUACGACCUUCCUGCGAAUGUGCUAGCGUGCAAACCUCCUCCCUACGGCAAUUCUCAGCGUCCCGUUCCAGAGCAGAACAAUCAGAAGUCCAACGCCCACGAUGGUCCUACACCCCAGAAGAGAUGAAGGCGCCCUAUCCAUGGAAGUCGCCGGAUCCAAGCAAGGCGUUUCACUGCAACGAGGAUCCCGACAAGUUGGACAGAUUCUACAACAACUUCCUAGGACGAGGAGGAGAUACGAUGCUGUCAGACGAGGUCAAAUGGCUGGCAAUCACACACAAGAGCUUCGAUCAAGGGCGGAGAGGCUUCAAUGACCGGUUGGCAUUCUUUGGACGACGGAUCCUCACACUGCAGACGAAUUUGGCGCUUCUCAAUUCGCCCACCAUAGCUACGAGGAUGCACACAAACGAAAGCCCCUCGGAUGAUCGCACUCCAUUUUCUCAUCCUGCCUUAGAAGGCCUUGAAAACCUAUCGAGUGCGCCGGUAGGGGAGAUAUUGACCAAGGAGAAACUGUCCGCUUUGGCAACGCAAGUGGGGAUGCGGGAGGUCAUGAGAUGGCAACCAAGACUGGUACACAAACUCGAUCAUUCGGGCAUUGACGUGAUUCUUACUACCUGUUUGUACGCGAUAAUUGGCGCCAUAUCAUUGCACAGGGGCGGAGCAGUUGCAAAUGAAAUUGCAAGGGAGAAGAUUUUGAAGCCUCUGGGGGUUUCAUAG